AUGGAUUGUGGCUGCUGUGCGCUGCCGCUCUUGUUGCGAUGCCAUCCCGAACUGGUCACCGGGGCCACACUACUGCAUCCCCGGAAGACAAUUUCGCUGCUGCUGCGGUCAGAUGGGCGAACAUUGCGUCGCUUCUGCGAUAAGGUGCCGUCGCAGACGAUGCGCGGCAUGCUGCCGGCCUUGUUUGGUCAGGUGAGCGAUCGCCAAUUCAUAGAUGUGGUCGUGCCCCUGCUGUCCAGCUCCGAACAAGCAGAUGCGCUGUCCAAGAUCGUUUGCUCUCUGGACACGGGCGCUAUGCUGGAAGUCUUGAACGGGGCUUUGCCAGGGCGACUCCUAGUCGUUCUUCAAGCCCCCGCCGAGGCCUUGGCCACGAUCAUUGCGCAUGUCGGUCCUGGCCGGAUUGGCAGCGUGGUGGUGCCGCUUCUCCAGGAGUCAGAGGAACUUCUGCGGGACAAGCUUGUUCCCUUCUUGGGCAUGAUCCACAAGCCCGAGAACAUGGCCAAAAUAGUCGACCAGGUGGAUGCCUCCGUGCUCAUCGCGCUGCUCCGCGGUGUUCGGGCGGAGGCUCUCGCAGAGGUGGUGAACGGCUUCUCCGAGGAGGAUUUCAAGCCCGAGGGCCGGGUGAUUCAGCUUCUGCAGGCGCUAAACAGCGUGCCAGAUCUGGCGGAAGAGAAAAUCGUGCCUCUGAUGGAAAAGGGAGAGCCGGGCAAGAUUGUUCGAAUGGUCCAAGGAAUUCCAGCCGAAAAGCUGUUGGCGGUGCUUAGCUCUACCGAGGCUGAUGGAGUUCUUCGCCUGCUGGAGAACACAAAUGCCGACUUCGCAGUGCGCCUCUUCCAGCUGCCUUUGGACUCAGUCAUAGCCUCCAUGGCCGGCGGCCUUUCAGAUGUCUUGGUGGACCGGCACAUCGCAGGGCUGGUAAAGCACAGCACCGACACUCUGCAGGCUGGCCUGGCGCAGGCCGACGACGUCCUCGCGCGUGGCUUGCAGGCUCGCGGAGCAGAUCCAAGCGGUGGAUACAAAUUCGGCGACCUCACACGAGGCUUGCUUUCCAUGGGGCAAGAGAGUCUCGAGAAGGGCAAGGAGCUUGUGGAGCUUCACUCGAAGCCAUUGCAGGAAGGCUGGGAGGCUUUGCAAAAGGACAUGGCCAUCAAAACGGAGAAUCUGACUGAGACGCUGCAGCAGCACGUCGACGAGCACAUGCAGAAGGUGCAUGUCUCGCUGGGAGAGAACGCCCAGCUCCUCAAGGAGGGCCUUGCCUCGAGCAAGAAGCGCUUGUCUUCCUUCAGCUGCCGCAACAACACUGCCUACGAGAAGGGUCUACAGGAAGAGGAGGUUUUCUGA
Molecule: messenger RNA, 1341 nt
Organism: Symbiodinium necroappetens
Lineage: Eukaryota; Dinophyceae; Suessiales; Symbiodiniaceae
Source: the annotation of a GenBank genome assembly